AGCCUCCGUGUGGGAGCCUGGCGGCUCUUUGGGAGAAGAAGCCGCAAGAGCAGAUCAUGCAGCAAAAGAGCCAGUAGAGGAUACAGAUCCCAGCACGCUUUCCAUAACCAUGGGUGCUAAGCGUGCCAGUCUUACGCUGAGACAAGACGUCUAUCAGACUGAAAAAUACCCUGUCCAAGAUACAGGAGCUCCUAAAGCCCAGGAGUACCUCACUGAUCAAGUUACACUGGAAAUUGCCUCUGUCAACAUCAGGACUCUAACUUCAGAUUCUGGCCUAGUCCAACAGCCAGAAGACAAAGACUCAGAAAACCAUACUGAUGAAUCACUUUCAGAUCUCAAGAAAGCCUGCAAGGAAAAUGGCACCUGCUCCUUGUGCUUAUUUCGUGCCCCGACCAUCAGUGACAUGCUCAAUGAUGAGGACUUGUUGUACACCGUGAGACUCAAGCUGGAUCCCUGCCACCCAACAGUGAAAAACUGGAGGAAUUUAGCAAGCAAAUGGGGGAUGACCUACGAUGAGUUGUGUUUCCUUGAGCAGAAGCCCCAGAGUCCUACCUUGGAGUUCUUGCUACGCAACAGCGACAGGACUGUGGAGCAGCUGAUUGAGCUCUGUAAAUUUUAUAAGAGGGUUGAUGUUGUGAAAGUGCUACUGAAAUGGGUGGAGGAAGAAUGGCCCAAAAGAGGCAACAGAACCUACCAGAAUGACUUCUAGGUCAAAGAAAUUGUUAGUCUYUGUUGGUUAGAAGUUGGGACUAGCUGCUGUUAGCAGAUGGGGAAACGUCCCAUUGCCAAAGAAAAGAACCCAUAACAACAGUUCGUAUACUUGCUGUACUGUGUACACAUGCAUAUAUGCUCUCUGCCCUCAGGGUUGCAAAGAAAACCGCUCCAAAGCAAGCCGAGUAGGGCAGGUUGUGUUCUUAAGUCUACAAACACCUUCGGUUUCUUUGCUGCUCUUUGUAGGCUUCCUAAGCAGAAGAAGAAGGGAAAAGCCUGACCUCUGCUUCUGCCAUAGGAGUUGUGAACCAAGUCAKUUGUGCCUUGCUGCAGUGAGGAAAGCCAUGCUGAGAAGGCAGGUCCCUUGGCUUUGCUGGCAGCCUUUCCACGGGUGUUUUUUUAUGUGUUCUACCUACUACCGGAUGAGGCAGGGUUGAUUUGUUUGUUUUUCUUUUGUUUUGUUUGUGAUUUUUGC
Messenger RNA from Nothoprocta perdicaria, 1186 nucleotides. It is a transcript of the gene EDARADD, whose product is annotated as EDAR associated death domain. The coding region runs from base 110 to 709 and encodes 199 amino acids. Lineage: Eukaryota; Metazoa; Chordata; Aves; Tinamiformes; Tinamidae. The record is from RefSeq and is a predicted model, not a curated record. Gene Ontology annotation, biological process: signal transduction. Gene Ontology annotation, molecular function: protein binding. The transcript is spliced from 7 exons.